CCCAUUAGCAAUUUUCCGGCUAGGGUUUUUAUCCACCACUAUCCGUCACACCACACCUUUCACUCCACCGGAAAACCAUGGUAGGCUUCCAAAUCGUCGACGUUCCAUUCAACCUCGACGGUUGGGGACCACCGGAAUCCACCACCACCUCCACCCUCAACCACCACUCAAACCACGUCCCCUACGCCCCAUUCUCCCGCUCCGACAAGCUCGGCCGCAUUGCCGAUUGGACCAGAUCCAACUACAACAACCCUAACCGCAACAACAACCGCAACUCCGCCGAUUCCGCCUUCGAUUUCACCAUUGACGACGGCCUAAACCCCGACGACGACUCCACCUUCCAACUCGUCGACGGAAAGCCUCCGCCGCGUCCUAAGUUCGGUCCGAAAUGGCGGUUCAACAACAACCGCAACCAGCUACCGCAGCGCCGUGACGAGGAGGUGGAGGCGCGUAAGCGCGAGGCGGAGAAGCAACGCGCGAGACGUGACCGUGUGUUCCACGCGCGCGGUGGUCAAAAUCAAAACCCUAGGCGUGAAGCUGCUGUGUUAAAAUCGUCGGUUGAUAUUCAACCGGAGUGGAAUAUGAUCGACCAGAUUCCGUUUUCAACGUUUUCAAAACUUUCGUAUACUGUUUCUGAACCAGAAGAUUUAACAACUUGUGGAUCUGUUGAAUAUUAUGAUAAAAGUUACGAUAAAACGACGCCGAAGAGUGAACGGAGAUUGGAGAGGUUUAAGAACAGGAAUUUUUUUAAAGUUACUACUACGGAUGAUCCGGUUAUUAGACGGCUAGCGAAUGAGGAUAAGGCAACUGUGUUUGCGACUGAUUCGAUACUUUCAACGUUGAUGUGCGCGCCUCGGUCGGUUUACAGUUGGGAUAUAGUGGUCCAGCGGGUUGGGAAUAAGUUGUUUUUCGAUAAACGAGAGGGAUCGCAGUUGGAUUUGUUGUCGGUUAAUGAGACAAGUCAAGAGCCUUUGCCGGAGGCAAAGGAUGAUAUUAAUUCGGCACAUUCGUUGUCGGUUGAGGCGGUUUAUGUUAAUCAGAAUUUUUCGCAGCAGGUGUUGGUUAGAGAUGGGAAGAAAGUCGGGUUUGAGGAAGGGAAUCCGUUUGCGGCGGAGGGUGAGGAAGUGGCGUCGGUUGGGUAUCGGUAUAGGCGGUGGAAGCUCGAUAAUGAUGUGUCGUUGGUUGUGCGGUGUGAGGUGCAGAGCAUUAUUGAGGUUAAUGAUAAGAAGAGUUACAUGACUGUGAAUGCGUUGAACGAGUUUGAUCCGAAGUAUUCGGGUGUGGAUUGGAGGAAGAAGUUGGAUACGCAACGUGGUGCGGUUUUAGCGACUGAGUUGAAGAACAAUGCGAAUAAGAUGGCUAAGUGGACCGCACAAGCGAUAUUGGCUAGUGCGGAUAUGAUGAAAUUGGGGUACGUGACUAGGGUUCAUCCUCGUGAUCAUUUUAAUCAUGUGAUAUUGGCGGUUGUUGGGUAUAAGCCAAAGGAGUUUGCUGGGCAGAUUAACUUGAAUACGUCGAAUAUGUGGGGGAUAGUGAAGGCGAUUGUGGAUUUGUGUAUGAAGUUGAAUGAAGGAAAGUAUGUUCUUGUGAAGGAUCCGCAGAAGCCUCAAGUUAGAAUUUAUGAAGUUCCGGCUGAUGCUUUUGAGAAUGAUUAUGUGGAAGAGCCUUUGCCUGAGGAUGAACAAGUUCAACCUCCUUUUGAAAAUGGUGAAGAAAAUGGAGCUGCAAACGAUGUUGAAAACAAGGAACUUAAAUCCGAAGCAUAGAAGGAUCUCAUUUGGAAUUUUAGUGGCACAUGUUAAAGUCCUGCUGCUGGCUUAUUGGUGAUGUUGGGUGCAGACAUCAAAGUUUUGUUUGGUUUUCUGGCAAUGAAUUGUUUAGUCAUGUUAUGGAUUUAUUUGUUGAGGAUUUUGAUUUAAGGAAAAGGCCAAAUUUAAAGUUUUCCAUCAGACAUUUAAUCUCGCUAAUUUGUUG
Helianthus annuus (common sunflower) is the source of this 1974-nucleotide messenger RNA. RefSeq names its product eukaryotic translation initiation factor 3 subunit D. The transcript is spliced from 2 exons. The coding region runs from base 78 to 1766 and encodes 562 amino acids. Gene Ontology annotation, cellular component: eukaryotic translation initiation factor 3 complex; cytoplasm. Lineage: Eukaryota; Viridiplantae; Streptophyta; Magnoliopsida; Asterales; Asteraceae. Gene Ontology annotation, molecular function: translation initiation factor activity. The record is from RefSeq and is a predicted model, not a curated record. Gene Ontology annotation, biological process: translational initiation.